Molecule: messenger RNA, 1004 nt
Organism: Dicrocoelium dendriticum
Lineage: Eukaryota; Metazoa; Platyhelminthes; Trematoda; Plagiorchiida; Dicrocoeliidae
Source: the annotation of a GenBank genome assembly
AUGUGCUUGCGCAUAGUGAAGACAGUAACUCACGUGCACGUGGGCCAAUCAGAACGCAGUGAUCAGUUCGUCGCACACUCCACUCCCGCCGAUGCCAUCGCUACACUACAGUGUCCACCGGGUCAAGAACGCGGAUGCAUCGGCUGCUCUCACGGUGGUGGAAUGCUUUUAUUUGAUGGAGAGCCGGUGCUUUUCUUUCUCUUCGUAUUUUCUGUCCUCGGUCUGCUUGUUGGUGGAUGCCUAUGGGGCUCUGGAGAGGAUGACUUGAACCACCCCAAAAUGGUUGGGGGCAUAGUCUUGUUCAUCAUCGGAUGUGCCACCACGGUCGUAUUCUUAGUCGUGUUCACAUACAAACGUGUCCGAAGGCGAAAGAAAAAAAGACGUGAAAUUGAGCAGAUACUUCGUUUCCAAGAGUCUGCCAUGACUGAGGAGCCGAACCCUGCCCCAAUCCAAUCGAAGCGCCACGCUUACGAAAAUCGCGCAGCAGAGCUGAAGGACAGUGUCACCCAGUUCUAAGGUCGGCGAGUGACCUAUGUUACGGCCAAUUGCGUAUUACAAUACAUACCCGUGCUAUUCCGAGUAGACCGCUAAUUGGAGGAUGGAUUGCUGACUCCCCAAGUGUACAAAUUGUGAACCGGUAAGCAUGACAACAAACUAGGAAUAACACAAAGCAAUGCCGCUGUUGGUAUGCUCCAUUUUCAAUUUUUGUGAUAUCCGUUUGUAACCUAUUUUUGAAUUGAUACUUCAGAAGUGACAACUGUACGAAACAAGAGUCAUGUUCAACCCCUUUAUUUUGCAGAAUCGCUUUGAAAACUUAUACCUAUUUUCUUGUUCCCUAGAGUGUUUGGAAUUAUUUUGUUGUAGCUCUGUACCUUUUUGUGAGCUAAUCUACUAACAAUUUUGGUGACACUGAACACACCUUUUGAACCUAUACAGCAGCCCAUUGUUCGCCUCCCAUCGAAGUACUGGUGGCCAGUGGAUGGUAACAUCAAAAAUAACUCAGC